UAGACUCCGAGUCCUUCUGGACCUCGAAUUCCGGAAAGUGUGUAAUCUCUCUUUUGGUUUGCCUCUUGAGUCUCUUUUGCAAUCCCCUGUUUGGUUCAAUCUUCAAAGAAACAGAGAUAUCAUUACACCCUCUCUCUCUCUCUCUCUCCCUCAAACCUUCCAUGGCCGGACCUUGAUCAUCUCAGCGCCGCUGCCACCGUGGUUUUGGUCGUAAAGCCCUUUCCGAUCUCACCCAAUAUUGCUCUCUUUAUUUGCUUUGCACCGAGGUUAGCCACAGCCGAACCACAACGGACCACAACCGCCACCAGUGAUAGCGGUGGUUUACGGCAAUGGCAUAUGGUUUGUGACUGUGAUCUUUUCUACUCCAUAACAUAAAGGAUUCUGUUGAUAUAAUUCAGAGCACUGAGAAGAAUGGCCGAUGGAAUGUCAAGUUUCUGGGGUCCUGUCACAUCCACUAUUGAUUGUUGUGAGAAGAAUUAUGCCUACUCAACUUAUAUUGCGGAAUUUUACAACACCAUAUCAAACAUUCCAUGCAUUCUUUUGGCCCUCUUUGGUCUUAUCAAUGCUAUAAGACUACGAUUUGAGAAGAGAUUUACUGUUCUUCACAUAUCUAAUAUGAUACUUGCCAUUGGCAACAUGUUAUACCAUGCCACAUUGCAACGAGCGCAACAGCAGAGCGAUGAAACUCCUAUGGUGUGGGAGAUGCUACUCUAUAUGUACAUCCUCCACUCACCAGACUGGCACUACCGCAGCACAAUGCCUACUUUCCUAUUCCUUUAUGGUAUUGUUUUUGCUGUUGUCCAUUCAUUUGUCCAUCUCGGCAUUGGCUUCAAGGUGCAUUAUGGAAUCUUGUGUCUCCUCUGCAUUCCCCGAAUGUACAAGUAUUACAUUUACACAAAAGAUGCUUCUGCUAAGCGGCUUGCAAAGCUUUAUGUGGCAACCCUUCUCCUAGGUAGCUUGUGUUGGCUCUGCGAUCAUCUUUUCUGCAAGGAGAUAUCUAGUUGGCUCAUUAAUCCACAGGGUCAUGCCAUUUGGCAUGUCUUCAUGGGUUUCAAUUCUUACUUUGCAAACACCUUCUUGAUGUUUUGUCGUGCUCAGCAAAGGGAAUGGUCUCCAAAAAUUGCUUAUCUUAUGGGUGUCCUACCGUAUGUGAAGGUUGAGAAACCAAAAGCCCAAUGAAAGAAACACACAAGUGAUGGAAGUAUUGGCUAUCUUGAGACGUUUUGGCAGGUGACAGACUUAACAAGUGACCAUUUUUGUUCUCUUUUUCGAGAUGGCUUCUGGUAUGCCAUUGAAAUUUCCAUUGUUAUAAAAGUAGAACAUGUACCAUAUUUAUAAGCUUUUGUUGCCGGUACGAGAUUAGAUGUUUUUUUUUUUUUUUGGGGGUGAAUCAAAUGGCUUUUUUCUGAAUACUUAGAUUUGAUUUUUGGUUUUAGAAACACAUAUCCUGUUGUUGAACUCUUGAGAGAUUCAUGAAUUUUGAAUUUGUUAGUUUUAUGUCUUUAA
Molecule: messenger RNA, 1506 nt
Organism: Quercus robur (English oak)
Lineage: Eukaryota; Viridiplantae; Streptophyta; Magnoliopsida; Fagales; Fagaceae
Product: alkaline ceramidase
Exons: 3
Coding region: 412-1179 (255 amino acids)
Biological process (GO): autophagy; defense response to other organism; ceramide metabolic process
Cellular component (GO): membrane
Molecular function (GO): hydrolase activity, acting on carbon-nitrogen (but not peptide) bonds, in linear amides
Source: RefSeq, a predicted model, not a curated record